Molecule: messenger RNA, 2663 nt
Organism: Pelagomonas calceolata
Lineage: Eukaryota; Pelagophyceae; Pelagomonadales; Pelagomonadaceae
Source: the annotation of a GenBank genome assembly
CCAACCGGUGACAAUGCGAAUGGGCAGCCGAUAGGACGACGAUGCGGUCCGAGCAGUCCUUCGCCGAGAAGCUGAAGCAGCGCCAGGCCCAGCAGCGCCGCGCCGACGCCGCGCGCGAGGCGGAGACUGAUGCGGAGUUCCGAGCGCGCGUGCUGCGCGAGAUGACGGACCCCGUGGGCCACGCGGCCGGCGCGGGCCUCAACGCCGCGCAGGCGAAGCGCCGGCCGCCGCCGCCCGGGCCCGCGGCGCUGCCGGUCGACGGCCAGGGCGCCUACGCGCGCGCGCCGCGCGUCGUCAUGCCGCCCGAGGCCAUGGUGCGGAAGAUGCGCCAGGAGGUCAAGGGCGUCUCGACCGGCGCCGUGGCCUUACCUGGUUUAUUUCGGUCCGGCGACGCGCGGCCGACGACGGUGAAAUUGUCAUUUGCGGACUGCGGCCGACCAAGACCGGAAGAUAUCGAUCGCGUCGCGUCCGAAUUAGCCUGCGGCGUCUACGCCUACGGCGCGUUGCCUUGGUUAUCUCUCGAGUCGACGUGCGACCGGGGCGCCAAAAGGUUAUCAACCUUACAUCCGUGCUACCGCGGCACGCUCAUUGGGAGGUGCUGCCUCGAAUUGGACGUGGCGUUGAAGGCCGUGGGUGGCACGGCUCAUGGUGGCUUGUUCCUAGAUUGUGAGGAACGCGAUACGUUUCUUGAGAAGGAGUGCGCAACCUACGACUGGGGGCCGAAUGCGCAGCGCGAGUGGCCUUCCCACUUAAAAGGACCCGCCGAGGACCCCCUCGCGACCAUCUCACAAAAUUACAAGUCCUUCCGGACGUCGGAUCAGAUGUUCGGCGACAGUACGGUAAGGGACUGGAAGGUCGAGUGGGAACGAACCUGGGACGGCGACGCGACGGGCGCGGACGUCAAGGCCCAGAUGGAGGUGCUCGAGGUCUGUGACGAGGAGACUGAUGGGAGACGGACGUUGCAUGCGAGAGCCUCGAUACCGUGGAGCGUGGCCAUCCACGCCGGGUCCGGAUCACAGGCCGCGCAAGAGGUCGCGAAACGAGGCGAGUUACUGUGUCAGAAGAUGCUGCCGCGCGUGCCCAUUCCAAGAGCUCCCCUUGGUCAUUGGCAGCCUCCCGAGAAUCACGAUAGGAUGGCCUACUUCGUGUCACUACUGAGAUGCGCCGCGUCCCUCAGUUCUGUACUCUUAGCAGCAAAAAGGGACACGGACUUGGUGCCCUACGCUUUAUUAUCAAGGUUCUUCGAGAGUACAUCAACAAUGACAGCGACGCCGCGCUGGCUCCCUUUUGAGCCGGCCGUGGACAUGCAGUCGGGCGCCGCGUUUGUCGGCGGCGGCGUUUCUAUUGGUGCUGCCUCGGCCAAGGUAGAGUGGACGGACACGCCACCCUCGACAACACUAGACGACGCGACAUAUGUAUUAGAUCUCGCGCCGCGCGUCCAGGCCCCAGACGCUGAUGACAUGCUCACCGCGGUGGCCGCGUCGACGGCCCAGGCGUCGUGUAGCUUCCUGCACGAGGUCGUGGCUUUGGGCCUGGCCGAGAACUACGCGCGGGCGCACCCGGGGGCGCCGCUGCCCGACCGGUCGUCCCUGUGCGUGCCGCUCGAUUCUACAUCUCUGGCGGCGUUACUGGUGGAGCUCUUCCCCGAGCGCUAUUGUCGACGGCUAGGACUCGGGCGCUCGGCAGUCGCGUCCACUAUUCUCAAUAGAACCGACGCCGCGGAGGCUUUGGCCGAAAUGAGUGGAGAGACCGUCGCCAAGGCGGAGGAAAAGGAACGCACCGCGAAAAAAGAGAGAGUAGUGCUCUUCAACGGCGACGUCCACGACGGCCACUGGUUGUUCGGGCGAAAGCACGGGCCGGGCGCCUACGACUUCGUGAGCGGCGCGAAGUACGAGGGCAAGUGGUCUUCCGGAAAAAUGGUCGGCAUCGGCUGGUACACGAAGGACGGCAAGCGGAAUUUGGUAGAUAAUCGUAAGAAAUCUUAGGCCCCGAGGUUCGGGUUCCGCAACACCAAAAUCACGGAGUCCCCCCGCAGGAACAUCUUCGAGAUGUACCGCUCCUUGUUCACGGGCUUGGCCUUCUUCUUGCCCUUGCCCGUCUUCGGGACCUCGGUCCAGACCUCCUUCACGUUCUCCAAAACCAUGUUGCAGUGCCUAUCAAACGCCUUGACCCGCGCGAGCAGUUUGUGGUUGUUCCGGACAUUAAUCAGUACUUGCGAGUUCGUGCGCAUGCUGUGCAAUAGGAGAGAGAGGGGGCCCGUCGCGAACUCGUCCUCGGCGCCGCCCUCCUUGUCCUCCAUCGCGGACAUCUUGGUCCCGCUGCGGCGCUACGGCGGCGAGCUUAACAGCCCACGCGCGCUCUCGCAAGCGGGUGGUGUGCGCGCGGCUCGCGGCGGCUCGCGGCGGAUAAAUGUGCGCGGCGCGGCGAACGGCCCACACGGGUGGCACGGACGGCGCGCGGCGGCGGGCGGCUCGUGCGCGGGCAGCUCGCGGCGCGGCGGCGGCGAGGCGGCAGAGCUGGGGCUGUGCUUCACCGGCGAUGACGCGGCUUGGCCUACAGCACAAUGACGACGCGUAGGAAACGCUGCUUGCCAGUGACUGUACGGCGGGCACGCGUUGGCGUAAACGCGGCCUUUUUUCACAGAGGCUUAUUGCUUGCUUGCU